AUGACUGUCACAAAGAUGUCAUGGCGGUCGUCCUACCGAAGCUCCAAGUUUCGAAAUGUCUACGGAAAGGUAGGCAGUCGGGAGCACUGCUACGAUGGAAUCCCCAUCACCAAGAAUGUCCACGACAGCCACUUCUGUGCCGUCAACUCCAAGUUCCUGGCCGUGGUCACUGAGAGCGCUGGUGGGGGCUCAUUCAUCAUCAUUCCUGUUUCCCAGUCAGGCCGUCUAGACACUCACUACCCAAAGGUAUGCGGGCACCACGGCAAUGUACUGGACAUCAAAUGGAACCCCUUCUUUGAAAACAUCAUAGCUUCAUGCUCGGAGGACAGCUCGGUGCGAAUAUGGGAGAUCCCGGACGGCGGCCUGCGGCGUAACAUGACCGAGGCAGUGCUGGAGCUGUACGGUCAUAGGAGACGAGUGGGUUUGAUCGAGUGGCAUCCUACCAGCAGUGGCAUCCUAUUCAGCGCUGGCUAUGAUUAUAAGAUCCUGAUCUGGAACUUGGAGAUUGGAGAGCCAGUAAAAAUGAUUGACUGCCAUACAGACGUCAUCCUUAGCAUGUCCUUCAACACAGACGGCAGCCUGCUGGCCACCAGCUGUAAAGACAAGAAGCUGCGAGUCAUUGAGCCGCGCUCUGGCAGAGUUCUUCAGCAAGCCAGCUACAAGAACCACAGAGUAAACCGAGUGGUAUUCCUGGGCAACCUCAAACGGCUGCUCACCACAGGUGUCUCUCGAUGGAACACACGUCAGAUUGCUCUUUGGGAUCAGGAGGAUUUGUCCAUGCCAGUGAUGGAAGAGGACAUAGAUGGUCUCUCAGGAUUGCUGUUUCCUUUCUAUGACUCUGACACGCACAUGGUGUACCUGGCAGGCAAGGGAGACGGCAACAUCCGUUACUUUGAGAUCACUACAGAAAAACCGUUCAUUCAGUACCUAAUGGAGUUCCGGUCCCCGGCCCCACAGAAAGGAUUAGGGGUGAUGCCAAAGCAUGGUCUGGAUGUGGGAGCUUGCGAAGUGUUCCGCUUCUACAAACUAGUCACCCUGAAGGGCUUGAUAGAGCCGAUUUCAAUGAUUGUACCAAGAAGGUCAGACACAUACCAAGAAGAUAUUUACCCAAUGACGGCGGGAACGGAACCUGCACUCUCAGCUACAGAGUGGCUCAGUGGCAUCAACAGAGACCCGGUCUUAAUGUCCCUGAAGGAUGGUUACCACCGACCAAACAAGUUAGUGUUCAAGGCCCCAGUUAAGGAAAAGAAAAACGUGGUCGUGAAUGGCAUCGACUUGCUUGAAAACAUACCACCCAGGACAGAAAAUGAGCUCCUGCAGAUGUUCUUUCGGCAGCAGGAUGAGUUGCGAAGGCUGAGGGAGGAGUUGAGCACCAAGGACGUGCGAAUACGCCAACUGGAGCUGGAACUCAACAAUAUGAAGAAUUUGAGCCCCAACAACAUUUGACCUCUGACAAAGCCGCCUGCUUUGCCUCUAGUUUGGACCUCCAAAAAGCUUUGGAGCGUUCCUCCAUGUUUGACCUUGUAACUCCUGCUGCCCUGCCUCACUGAACAAUAUUUUUUUUAUUAUGGUACCUUAAUAUUGUAAUAAAGGCAAAUAUGUUACACAACAGAGUAGGGGUGAUUGAUUGUCACACUGAGGGAAAGAUCGCAAUCAGUAAAGUGUUAUUUUACUUAUGAAUUUAUUGGAUUGGUAAAGGUGAUGAAUUAGUGCCCAAUUUUCUUCCAUUCGUUAAGACUCUUCUCUUGCUUGCAGCCAAUAGGUUCUCCCCCCAAGUGCUAACAAGCCAUUUUGUAUUAUCGGAGCCAAAUUGGUGGACUAAAUGCAAUUGAUGCAUAUUUUUCAUCAAGGCCUUAAACAAUACUGCAGCUUGUCUGCAGGGAGCUACAGCAUCAUCUCAAAAUGGCCGACAUGUACUUGUGUCUAUUACUUCUUCCCAACACUGACACGACUGUUCAAAUACGAGGCGAGUCAAUGGGUACCUUUGUUUUGUAAGGGAACUUUUGUUGAAACUUAUGUAUUUGGUUUCAGGGCUAAUUACUAUUUAUUUGUUGCUUUUUUUUCUCUCAUAUUGUUUAUGACGGUGACAAGGCAAGUAAUGAUUGUGACAAUUGAUUUUGCUGAAUGUUUACAUGUAAAUGUUGCAGGAUUGUUGUGGAAGUGGCCCUUUAAUGGUUUUUGACAAUGACACCAUAACUGCAGACAAGGUAGAUAUGUAUAUAGGUAGGUAUUAUAUUCUCAAAACUAAUUCCUUUAGUUGUUAACUACAGUGUAUCACGGUUACUAUAAACCAUGUUGACUACAAGUAAAUGUCUAAUUUUGCUCUGCCUCUAACAGUAAAAAGACAUGUAUGCUAACUUUAAACCACAUGUUGUAAAAGCUUAUAUAGCGUUCUCCUCUUUUGACUGAAUAAUAGCCAUAAAACUACUAUUUGUUUUUUCUUGGCAAUUAUUAAACAUUUUCAAACUGAUCCUGUCAUUCAUGGUUAUGGAAAGAGGAAAAGUUACAUUGGUUACAGUAUAUGUGUAACACAAAUGAAAUGUGAACCUCCAAUGUGGUUUAGUAAAGGUUGAUUCUUCUACGCAG
Syngnathus acus (greater pipefish) is the source of this 2586-nucleotide messenger RNA. It is a transcript of the gene coro2ba, whose product is annotated as coronin, actin binding protein, 2Ba. Gene Ontology annotation, molecular function: actin filament binding. Gene Ontology annotation, biological process: actin filament organization. Bases 1 to 1446 code for a protein of 481 amino acids. The transcript is spliced from 12 exons. Lineage: Eukaryota; Metazoa; Chordata; Actinopteri; Syngnathiformes; Syngnathidae. The record is from RefSeq and is a predicted model, not a curated record.